AUGUCGCAUACGUCUGAGCGAAGGUAAGUUCGAUUUUUUCACGCGUAAAUUGAUAAAUAUGCAUGCUCCAUUGCGUUUCACGAAUUUCUUGUGCACGUCGCGCCUCCGUAAAUCCGGCGGCGGCCGCGGCCGGACGUCGACACUUCACGAUAUAGUCUUAAAAAAUAGUGCCGCAAUCAGCGAAUGCAUGGGACACGAGACUGACAACAUGGCGUGCAUUCGUUUUUGUCACAUUGUUCGCAAAGAUUUUCGCCAGUGUCUCUCGUCUGCCUCCUCUCUGUUCUUAUAACCUCUGUAAUUGUUGUGAUACGUAGCCGUGCGACGAUCGUUUCGCGUGCAAUGGUGAUUCUCAAGUUUCCAAGAGAUAUACUUGGAUGUUGCAGUGUGUGCAGGAGCUGCAUGCUCUCACUGUGCUCGUCGUGCAAACACGUUUCACUUUGCGUUUAAAAUUACGUAAUAGAAAGAAUGAAUAUUGCUCGAUAAGGCCUGAUGAAACGAUACGGAUUAAACGACAUUGAACGGUGCCGCGCAAUAUCAUUUCCAUGUACGCUCAUGUAGUUGAGGCACAUCUUGCUACGGACAUGCUUUCGCGUGAGUCACUGUCAACGCAUCUAUCAAAUCACCGAUAUUGUUCGCUCGAUGUCCCACCUUAAAUACGCGUCUUUGUGCGUUUAUUUAUUCUUGGAGUUUCGCGAUUUAUUCGCCAAGUUUCAACAAGGAAUUUCCGUAUUUGUGAAGAUAAAACGCCUUUCAAGGCGCGGGAUUGAAAAAACUGUGACGUUUCACCACUUCAAGGUCGCUGAAAUUCAAUAUUAUUUGUAUCUUUUAUUAUUUCGAAACGAGCGUGUGAUCGAACGAUGCUCGGAAGGAUCGAGUCGUUCGGAAGAAUUUGUUAAUUUCUGCUGCGGCAGAAUUUGAAAAUUACAACAAUCGUUUCAUGACUGUUGUAAUAAAAGUUACAAUGGCUACUUCAAAGCUAACUUUCGUUUUGCAAUUGUGUUUCAGAAACGAUGAUCAAUGGGCAGGAGAUUCCAAAAAUGGUCCUAGUGAGAGUGAUCAACAGACGUACGAUGGCCCUCCGGGCAUGGAGCCUGAUGGGAUCAUUGAAUCUAACUGGGAUGUUGUAAGUUCUAAAGUGUUCCAAACGAAAUUAAAGAGUUCAAGUAGUUUAAAAGGUGUGGUUAUGAUAAUAACAUUCGUUGUUGUACGUUCUUUGUUAUUGGCAAACUAG
Molecule: messenger RNA, 1231 nt
Organism: Heterotrigona itama
Lineage: Eukaryota; Metazoa; Arthropoda; Insecta; Hymenoptera; Apidae
Source: the annotation of a GenBank genome assembly